AUGGCUAAUCCAGGAAACGAUGAUCACCAUAGAGGUGGAGAGCAUGAUGCGGAUAACUAUCUUCGAAGGAUUAAAGCGGAAAUUCGGAAGACAAACAAACCAAUCAUGGAGAAAAAGAGGAGAGCCAGAAUCAACAACUAUCUAAACGACCUGAAGGCACUUUUGCUUGAUGCUAUGAAAAAAGAUCCCAUUCGCCACUCGAAGCUGGAGAAAGCGGACAUUCUGGAUCUAACCGUUAAGCACCUACAGGACAUCGAGCGGCGCAAACUGGCCAUCGCGAUGGCCGUCGACCCUGGUGUGGUGGACAAAUUCAAGUCCGGUUUUAACGAGUGCAUCGAAGAAAUCGACAAAUACCUCAACACCGUUCCCGGAGUGGACAGCGGAAUGAAGCAACGCGUUUCGAACCAUCUGAAGAGCUACCUGCGGUUCCAGCGGUUUCCCCAACCGGGUGGCGUCGGUGGCACUGCACCGUUUGCUGGUCUCUUUGGAAGGUCCUCGGACGAAAUCAACAACAACGGUCGGCUGGCUAUGGAUGCCAUGUCGCUGAUUCCGUCACUUUUGCCCAGUGGCGAACUGGCCUUCAUUAUGCCCCAGCAGGGUACGGCGGCGGGGUUACCAUUUUUCUCCAGAUUUCCAGUUGCUCCGACUGUCGCAGCGCGACAUUUCAAACCGAUCUCGCAGGAUAAAGCUCCGUCGUAUGCUCCCAGUCCGCCGUUGUCCCCCGUUUCCGACCAGGAUAGUGUCGUGAGUGAUCAGAAGACACCGCUGCUGAAGGUACGGUCGGCUGUAAUGACUGACAGUUUGCUUGAGGCCUUUCCGACACCACCAACCCCGGAAGAGGGCAGUCGGAUAUCAGCUUUUAGACCGAAUCUUAAACUGAUCGAUAGGAUACGGCUGCAUCAGGAAGCAAAAGUGACUCAGUUUGAGCGUGAACCGGCGACGAAAAGAAGGAAGGUUGAGCCGGCGGAAGAGUUUAGCGAAGAUGAAGGCGAACACGAACACGAACAACAGGAAAAGGAAGCCAGGGAACACAAUUCCGGGGGAGACAUGUGGCGGCCGUGGUGA
Messenger RNA from Sabethes cyaneus, 1065 nucleotides. RefSeq names its product protein deadpan-like. Gene Ontology annotation, cellular component: nucleus. The transcript is spliced from 3 exons. The coding region runs from base 1 to 1065 and encodes 354 amino acids. The record is from RefSeq and is a predicted model, not a curated record. Gene Ontology annotation, molecular function: DNA-binding transcription factor activity, RNA polymerase II-specific; RNA polymerase II cis-regulatory region sequence-specific DNA binding; protein dimerization activity. Gene Ontology annotation, biological process: regulation of neurogenesis; regulation of transcription by RNA polymerase II; anterior/posterior pattern specification. Lineage: Eukaryota; Metazoa; Arthropoda; Insecta; Diptera; Culicidae.